GUGAGAGUCAUGCUAACAUAUGCAGAGAGCGAAAUCAGUGUGUUUUCCUCUAGCACAUGGUUUACGAUCGUCACACUGAUUGCUGUUUUGUUAGUGACUCUUUUUGUUGCGUUUUUACAGGAGAAGGACUCGUUGUUGCUUUUUCUCCAACAGCAGUUCGGUUUGAAAUCAACAGGGGAUGCUGUUUUGAACGACGAGGAUGAAAAGCAGUUUUUAAGCAGGGAGGCAUCACGAGACCUGCAUUCCUCUAAUCCAUCGGGUGGUCCUUCUGAAUCUAAGGAGCUUUUCAACAAUCUGCUCGCCCCUCAACCUCCGGAAGUGGUCGCUACGUCCGACAAAUCGGACGAGGAAACCGAGUCGGAAGAAGAGAGCGAUUCGGAAGGGACGCCGACAGUGAUCGAUUACGAUUUGUACACUCGCGUGUGUGAGGAGUACCGAAAGACCUCUGCAGCUUUAAAAGAUCGCGAGAGCGAGGUAGCAGAGCUGAUAAAGGAGAACGAAGCCAAGGGGCUGACCAUCAAGCUUCUUCGAGACCAAUUGCAAACUGUGGGUUCUGUUUCAAGCGAUUCUACGGGCGCUUCUACGGACGUGAAGCAGCUGCAGGCGGUGAUCGACCAGCAGAAGCAAGUGAUUCAGUCGCUGCUGGGCAUCGACGGCUCCAAAAGCGACGUUGAAAAAAUCUUCGCUCUCUACGACCAGAAAACGCAGGAGCUCAACGCAGCACGCCUCCAAAUCGACCAAUUCCAAGCGGACUUCGCUCAGUUGGAAAUUUACAAGCGCAAAGCCGAGUUGGUCGACGUUUCCCCUUUCGUUGUCCUCUACUCCAUAGAAGCUUCUUUUAGAGAACGAAUCCUUGCAGGCCAGACUUCGCGUCGAGUAUCCCUAUCCCGCCUAUUCCUUCCCUGCGGGGUUCACCUACCCGCUCCUCCCUCCCGGGUUCGGCUAUUCGCAGCAAGCGAGCGUGGCGGACGGGAAUUCGGUGGGCGUGUUGAACGACGAAGACACCGCCAGCCGUCUCUCCGAGGGCGUUUCCUCUCUGAUUCCCGCGGAAUCGGCGUCGACGACGACGUCGAAGGCGGGGAAGCGUCCGAUGAAGCUGCGGAACAAGGUGUAUUUCCAGCUGCUGGAGGCGACCAACGCGCUGCAGCGCGAAGAAGCGGAGAAAACCGACGGCGGCGCGAAGCCGGUGAAGCUGAGCUCGGCGCAAGUGGCGCGUCUGGCGCAGAUCGCGCUGGAGACGCAGCCGCAGGACGAGAAGGCGGUGGAGGCGAGCCGCGCGCAGCUGAGCGAGUUCGUUCCGCUGGUGGGGCGAUGCGUGGAGUCUCGGUUUGUACAGUAUAUCUCGCAGAUUCAGUCCAUUUUACGUCAAACGUUGUGGCGUGUUUGUGGAACAAACAGGAUAAUACCAGGGAGCUUCCUCACUCUCGUCGAACGACUCGCCACGACCCAUCUCCAGCAUCGGUUCGCAAUACGACAAGGGCGAAUAGCCCCACGAAUAGCGCUCAGGCACAACGGAGAAGGCCGAUCCCAUGGACGUAA
This is a messenger RNA of Blastocystis hominis, 1539 nucleotides long. RefSeq lists its product as hypothetical. The coding region runs from base 10 to 1539 and encodes 509 amino acids. NCBI's taxonomy places the organism in Eukaryota, Bigyra, Opalinata, Blastocystidae. The transcript is spliced from 6 exons. The record is from RefSeq and is a predicted model, not a curated record.